Molecule: messenger RNA, 1993 nt
Organism: Cheilinus undulatus (humphead wrasse)
Lineage: Eukaryota; Metazoa; Chordata; Actinopteri; Labriformes; Labridae
Gene: cnih4
Product: cornichon family AMPA receptor auxiliary protein 4
Exons: 5
Coding region: 31-450 (139 amino acids)
Biological process (GO): endoplasmic reticulum to Golgi vesicle-mediated transport
Cellular component (GO): endoplasmic reticulum membrane; COPII-coated ER to Golgi transport vesicle
Source: RefSeq, a predicted model, not a curated record
GUCCGGAAGUGAAAGAGACGGAAGAAGAAAAUGGAGGCGGCAGUGUUCAUCCUGUCGUUAGUGGACUGCUGUGCACUGAUUUUUCUGUCAGUCUACUUCAUCAUCACUCUGUCUGAUCUGGAGUGUGAUUAUAUCAACGCCCGAGCAUGCUGCUCCAAACUCAACAAGUGGGUGAUUCCAGAGAUGGUGGGUCAGUGUCUCUCCACCAUGCUCAUGCUCGUCUCCAUGCACUGGUUCAUCUUCCUGCUCAACCUGCCUGUAGCUGCCUGGAACAUUUAUAGGUACAUGAAGGUUCCCAUGGGGAACAUGGGCGUGUUUGACCCCACUGAGAUCCACAACCGGGGUCAGCUCAAGUCCCACAUGAAGGAGGCCAUGAUUAAACUGGGCUACCACCUGCUCUGCUUCUUCAUUUACCUGUACAGCAUGAUCCUGGCUCUGAUCAACGACUGAGGCUCCGCCAUGAUGACCCUCUGACCGCCCUGCUGCCAAACUCGAGACCCCUUCCUCUCUACUCUCUCACAUCUCUGAGGUCACUUCCUGUCUCUGUCGUCACAGUCUCAGAGUUUAGAUGAAUAUUAAGGUUAAUAUUUAACCAAUCAGCAUUCAGAACCGUCAUUACGCUAUCGAAGCUUUAAAGCAGAGACCUUUUUUUUUUUUUCAAACAAGCAUGAUCAAGCAGAGGUGAUGUCAUUAGAGGCAGAUGGAGCGCUCUGAUUGGCUGUUGAGGUUUUUUUUUUUUAACUUGUGCCUUUUCUUGUUCGUGUUGUUUUAGUAUCUUUUCUCAUUAACAGACAAAUUUAAACUCCAGUCCAAAAUCUACUGUGAAAACUCUGAGACCACGUCUGUCAGUAUUUAUCAGACACAUCACAGUUUGAGGGAUUCACAUCAGUAAUUUUGUUCAAGAAUGACAUUUUAAAUGUGGAUUUAACAAGUUAACGACUUUAUAACGCCCACCUGGAGGCUGCUGCGUUGAUUAAAGAGUGUUAAACUGGAUUUAACUGUCCACUAGUUCCUAAGUGGACCGCUGUCUUCAGUUAAAGCCUGUUUAAUAGUUCUGUGUUACAGCCACACCAAGGUGGCUGGAAUGAUGACCCUGUUUCUAAAACAAACCAGACAUGUUCCAGAGCUUCUGGAUUUUAUCAGACAAUCCAUGUAAAGGUUCUGAAGUGUGAUAAAAACUCUGGAUAGUGACGACAGCAGAGAUCACAGACACAUGGAGCCUUACUCAAACCUCUCCCUCCUCACUCCUACUGAACGCUGUCUGAGCGCUGUCCAACGGCGGUCUGAAUGCUGUCCUAUCACUAAUUGAAGCUCCUCGAUAAGCUGUAGGGUUAUAAUACAGCAACACGCUCUGGGACAAACAAACCUCAAAAUCACAGGAGCUUUAUCUAACCAGCGUUCGUUUCCCAGGAACAAAAGUGUUCUCAUUAAUAAUGGUAGGCAGAUGCGAUAAAAUCCUUCCACAAUGUUAGAGAAAAACCUGCAGAUUUGGUCGUAUUUUUGUUUUCAAGCAUCAUUAUGGUUUCAGUGUGAUAAUUAGACGAUUUUGCAGACAGACCUAGCUGUAAACACGUCAAAGAAACACAGGUGCUAUUUGCAAGACUGAGCAGUCAGGUCUUGAUAUUGGUACAAACAAGUGCUGCACACUAUACUGCAGAAUUUCAAGAUUUUCUCUUGCAAUUUCAAAAUAAUCCAUAAUCCACUCAACCUGACACGCCCAUCUGGAAGACCUUCAAUACUUAGCGUUUGGGAAAGGCAGAAGAUUUGAAAAAAACUUGGAGUGUGAUUGGAUUAAUGUUCUGUCACAUCUUUACAGGCCAACCAGAGCAACAAAACAUGUGACGUAGCUGUGACCGAGGUGAGUGUGUGCAGCCACCGAGGAAUAACGCGAACCAUGGCGACUGUAGGCAUGUUGGACUCGACUUUUGUCAUUUCUGAAAAGAAAACAACUCAAUGCUGUUCUUUGUUCUUCUUUCAACAAAGAAAUGCCAUC